AUGCUCAGUAAUUUCCAGAAAUUGGUAAAAGAUACACAGAAUCUUUUAGAGCAGAACAAACAGAAACAGAAUGAUGAAAUUGAAUUCAGAAUUCAGAGCAACCUGAAAGCACUCAAAAUACUGGCAACAAAAAUAGAAGACGAUGGAGUUAGAAAUGAAGCACUAAAAACACUAUCUGGCUUGGGAUAUAAUGAAACAAGUAACGUAAAUAGAGCAUUUAGAAAUAGAAUCAACUCCAAGAUAAACAACAAGGUGGAAGAAAUCAAAUCAAACAUUGACGACCUGGUAGAAGAAGAAAUGUACCAAAAUAGCAAAAAACUACAGGAAAUGACCAACAAAUUCAACCAAACACUCUCAUAUGAUAAGAAAGCAUUAGAACAAACACUUAAUGUGUUUGACAAAAACACCAAGGAAUCUAAGAGUGCCACCAAGGCCAUCAUAGAAAAUGACAGCUUUAGUUCAUUUGGAUAUUUUACUAGCACACUCUUCAUUCUACUAAUAAUGUGGAUUAUUAUUGGAUGGUUAUAG
Enterospora canceri is the source of this 528-nucleotide messenger RNA. Lineage: Eukaryota; Fungi; Microsporidia; Enterocytozoonidae. The record is from the annotation of a GenBank genome assembly.